Messenger RNA from Amphimedon queenslandica, 1716 nucleotides. RefSeq names its product fatty acid desaturase 2-like. Gene Ontology annotation, biological process: lipid metabolic process. Gene Ontology annotation, molecular function: oxidoreductase activity, acting on paired donors, with oxidation of a pair of donors resulting in the reduction of molecular oxygen to two molecules of water. Gene Ontology annotation, cellular component: membrane. The transcript has 11 exons. The record is from RefSeq and is a predicted model, not a curated record. The coding region runs from base 77 to 1462 and encodes 461 amino acids. Lineage: Eukaryota; Metazoa; Porifera; Demospongiae; Haplosclerida; Niphatidae.
UGAUUAUGAAUAUGAUUUAAUAGUGCAAGAGAGGUCACCCCACUUUCUGGAAGCAAGUAACAUCUUUAAAGCAGGAAUGGCCUUCGCUGCUGUUGCAACCUAUCAAGAUGAAGCAGAGAGCAGGACCCCGGCUGCUCCCGCAUCUCCUCCUCAGUCUGCAUGGUCCGGAGAGGCCAUGAGCUACACUAGGGCCGAAGUCUCAAAGCACAAGAGGUCCAAUGAUUGCUGGAUUAUCAUUGAAGGGCGUGUGUAUGAUGUGAGUGGGUGGCUGGAUAAGCAUCCUGGAGGGAAGAGGAUCAUAAGACACUAUGCAGGGGAAGAUGCAUCGCUUGCAUUCGAGUCGUUCCACAAUAAUAAGAAGCUAGUAAGGUCUUACCUGUCAAAGUAUUACAUAGGGGACAUUGUUGAGGAGGAAAGGGAACUCCCUGAGAUCAAUAAAGACUUUCUUAAACUGAGACAAGAACUUAUUGAGAAAGGUUUCUUUAAUGUGAAGCCUAUGUACUUCAUUCUUCUCUUCCUCCAUAUUGUGGUCCUUGAGAUAUUGGCAUUUGUUAUUCUAUGGAAGUUUGGAAAUGGCUGGCCUGCAUAUGCCAUGUCUGUACUUUGCCUUGUGAUAUCACAGGCUCAAGCAGGCUGGCUGCAGCAUGACUUUGGUCACAGAAGUGUAUUCAACAGUACUACAUUGAAUAAGGUUGCUCACGAUAUCUCUAUUGGCUGGUCUAAAGGCGUCUCGAGUAACUGGUGGAACUUUCGUCACUAUCAGCACCAUGCCAAGCCAAACGUGUUUUUCAAAGACCCCGACGUUACCAUAUCUUAUGCUUUUCUUCUCGGAAAGAACAUCCCAAGGAUUUGGGGCGAGAGGAAAUGGGGGAUAAUCCCAUACCACUGGCAGCAUAAAUAUUUCUUUUUCACUCUCCCUCCAUUGCUCCUUCCAAUAUACUUUCAUGUUGAUGUUGUCAUUUAUCUUGUGCUGAAAAGGAAGUGGCAGGAUUUCCUUUGGAUGAUAACAUUUGCUCUUCGAUGGCACUUAAUGUUUGCUCCUUUGCUUGGAGGGUUCUGGCCUUCGUUCAAAUUUUACUUCCUCAUCAGAUUUCUGGAGAGUCACUGGUUCACUUGGGCUACACAGAUCAGUCAUAUUCCGAUGGACGUCGACACUGACAAACGUAGAGACUGGUGCAACUUACAGCUCUCUGGGACCUGUAAUGCAAGAUCAAACUGGUUUGCCGACUGGUUCCUUGGACAUUUGAAUUUUCAAAUAGAGCACCAUCUAUUCCCUACAAUGCCCAGACAUAGUUUUAAAUCAGUGCAACCUUAUGUUAUGGAGUUCUGUAAGAAACACGGUCUGGAUUACCAACUCAAGCCUAUCUGGACGGCUUUUGCUGAUAUUGUUCGGUCGCUGAAAGUGUCUGGGGAGAUAUGGUACAAUGCAUGGGAAACUUCAGAACUGAGAAAAAAAGAUUAAAAUAAUCUCAUUUUUGAUGAUAAUAAUAAUCCAUUAUUAUUAUUAUUAUUGACUGAGUGUACAUCACUUUUUAGCUUAUUUAAAUUAUUUUUCAGUUGUUUUUUGUUUUUGUUGACAGCUGCAGUUUUUUAAAUAUUUUUAUGAGUUUUUAAAGGUGAUGAAUGAAAAACGUGUGAUAAAGUGGUCAAGUCAUGUGAUAAUAAUGAAAUAAAAGCAGCAUUCACGUAAUAGGGACCAUUUUUGUCAUCGGAAUG